CAGAAUACUUAAGAAAUAUUGGUUACAUUUCCUCAGAUUUAAGUGCUGGAAGAUAGAUGGCAUUGAUUUACAAAUCUGUUUAUUGACUCGGGAGCAGGAAGACAUUGUUCGCGUUAAGAGCUUUAUUGUGUAGCCCAGGGCAAGAUACUAGGAGCCUUUUGUGGCAGAUGAAUAUAUUGAACGUCUUGUGUGGAGAACCCCAGGAGGAGGUUCUAGAGGUGGACCUGAAGCUUUUGAUCCUAAAAGAUUAUUAGAAGAAUUUGUAAAUCAUAUUCAAGAACUCCAGUUAAUGGAUGAAAGGAUUCAAAGGAAAGUAGAGAAAUUAGAGCAACAAUGUCAGAAGGAAGCCAAGGAAUUUGCCAAGAAGGUACAGGAACUUCAGAAAAGCAAUCAGGUUGCCUUCCAACAUUUCCAAGAACUAGAUGAGCACAUUAGCUAUGUAGCAACCAAAGUCUGUCACCUUGGAGACCAGUUGGAAGGGGUAAACACACCUAGACAACGGGCAGUGGAAGCUCAGAAAUUGAUGAAAUACUUUAAUGAGUUUCUAGAUGGAGAAUUGAAAUCUGAUGUUUUUACAAAUUCAGAAAAGAUAAAGGAAGCAGCAGACAUCAUUCAGAAGUUGCACCUAAUUGCCCAGGAAUUACCUUUUGAUAGAUUUUCAGAAGUAAAAUCCAAGAUUGCAAGUAAAUACCAUGAUUUAGAAUGCCAGCUGAUUCAGGAGUUUACUAGUGCUCAGAGAAGAGGUGAAAUCUCCAGAAUGAGGGAAGUAGCAGCAGUACUACUUCACUUUAAGGGUUAUUCUCAUUGUGUUGAUGUGUAUAUAAAGCAGUGCCAGGAGGGUGCUUACUUGAGAAAUGAUAUAUUUGAAGAUGCAGCAAUACUCUGUCAACGUGUGAACAAGCAAGUUGGAGAUAUCUUUAGUAAUCCAGAAACAGUACUGGCUAAACUUAUUCAAAAUGUAUUUGAAAUCAAACUACAGAGUUUUGUGAAAGAUCAGUUGGAAGAAUGUAGGAAAUCAGAUGCAGAACAGUAUCUCAAAAAUCUUUAUGAUCUAUAUACAAGAACCACCAAUCUUUCCAGCAAGUUGAUGGAGUUUAACUUAGGUACUGAUAAACAGACUUUCUUGACUAAGCUUAUCAAAUCCAUUUUCAUUUCCUAUUUGGAGAACUAUAUUGAGGUAGAGACUGGUUAUUUGAAAAGCAGAAGUGCUAUGAUCCUGCAACGCUAUUAUGAUUCAAAAAAUCAUCAAAAGAGAUCCAUUGGCACAGGAGGUAUUCAAGAUUUAAAAGAGAGAAUUAGACAGCGUACCAACUUACCACUGGGGCCAAGUAUCGAUACUCAUGGAGAAACUUUCCUAUCCCAAGAAGUGGUGGUUAAUCUUUUACAAGAAACCAAACAAGCCUUUGAAAGAUGUCAUAGGCUCUCUGAUCCUUCUGAUUUACCAAGGAAUGCCUUUAGAAUUUUUACAAUUCUUGUGGAAUUUUUAUGUAUUGAACAUAUUGAUUAUGCUUUGGAAACAGGACUUGCUGGAAUUCCUUCCUCAGAUUCUAGGAAUGCAAAUCUCUAUUUUUUGGAUGUUGUGCAACAGGCCAAUACUAUUUUUCAUCUCUUUGACAAGCAGUUUAAUGAUCACCUCAUGCCACUAAUAAGCUCUUCUCCUAAGUUAUCUGAAUGCCUUCAGAAGAAGAAAGAAAUAAUUGAACAAAUGGAGAUGAAAUUGGAUACUGGCAUUGAUAGGACAUUAAAUUGUAUGAUUGGACAGAUGAAGCAUAUCUUAGCUUCAGAACAAAAGAAAACAGAUUUUAAGCCAGAAGAUGAAAACAAUGUUUUAAUUCAGUAUACUAAUGCCUGUGUAAAAGUCUGCGCUUACGUAAGAAAGCAAGUGGAGAAGAUAAAAAAUUCCAUGGAUGGGAAAAAUGUGGAUACAGUUUUGAUGGAACUUGGAGUACGUUUUCAUCGACUUAUUUAUGAACAUCUUCAACAAUAUUCCUACAGUUGUAUGGGUGGCAUGUUAGCAAUUUGUGAUGUUGCUGAAUAUAGAAAGUGUGCCAAAGACUUCAAGAUUCCAAUGGUAUUACAUCUUUUUGAUACUCUGCAUGCACUUUGCAACCUUCUUGUAGUUGCCCCAGAUAAUUUAAAGCAAGUCUGCUCAGGAGAACAACUUGCAAAUCUGGACAAGAACAUACUUCACUCCUUCGUACAACUUCGUGCUGACUAUAGAUCUGCCCGCCUUGCUCGACACUUCAGCUGAGGUUAAAUUGACAAAGGAAAUGUAUUGUAUUUCAACAGGCCUCAGUUGAUAGAAAGCACAGGAGAUUCCUUACGACACAGCCAACAUUUCAUGGAAAAAUGACUGGAAGAAAACAGCAGCCAUACUUACCCUUGAGGUUUUAUUUGAAAUUUGGACUCCACUAACUGUAUUUACUUUUUUUCGUGCUAAGUUGAAUUUUAAUUCCAUUCUUGAAUUUAAUACAUUUUAAAUUCUGUAAAACUACAUGUACCUUUUUUCAUUCUGGAAAAAAUGUUGGUGUCAGAAGGCAAGUGAAAUUUUACCAGUGUCUGGUUCUAGUUCUUUAACAUAUUCCAUCUGGAAAUUUUAUCAUCCCAUUUUGCAUUAAUACUAGGUAAAAUACAAAACAAAACCCCACAUUUAUUAUUCAUCAAUUUUUAAUGACCUUUUCAAUACUGGUAAUUGUUAACCAGAUUAUUGUAGAUUUUCCUAAAGAAUUUGUUGACUCUUUCAGAGAUUAGCAAGUAUAAUUUCUGUAGUUUUGUUGAAUAGAACUUUUUCUGAGAUACAAUUCCAAGAAAAUGUUGUGAGCUAAACUAAAAUGAUGUUUUAUGCAGACAUUAGGAGUGAAUCAGAAUACAUCUGCUUUCUGGGUAAAAUUUAAAGUUUACUAUUCCAUCUUUGGUAAGUAGAUUUUAAGCCAAUUCUAGUAAAAAAUUAAUAAAACUACCUUAUUUUAUAUUUCACUUAAGGUAGAAGGCCUUAACUAAAGGACCAUAUUUAUUCAUUGCUUUAAUAUUCUAAGGGAAAUAAAGAAGUGAGGGAUAGUCUUAAGUGGUGCAUAUGAGAAGUAAACGUUUAGGAACAAUGCAGUUCUUUAAGAUUUUUAUCCUACUGAUAAACUUGAAUAAAAUGUGACUGCUAAACCUGCUGGUAAUCUUCUACUUAUAAUGAGGAAUGGGGAAUUGAUAGGCAACAUUAUGUAUUAUAAGUUUGGACAUAAGUUUUGCAAAGACUGAUUAAUUUUCAGAUCUGUAGUUUCUUUCGUUAUCCUUUUCAAGCCAUUUCUAAAGUUACUUCUACUUGGCUAUGGUUAAUUGAAUUGGCUUAAUAUGGUGACAUAAUAAAUUACUUACAAAAUUUUAAACAUGAAAUAAAAAUUUAGAAAGGCCAUUACUUUAUUAAGCUUUAUAAAUUUGCUCUGCAAGAAUGUACUCUAAAUUAAAUAUAGUGUUUCAGCUUCCAUUGUGUUGCUCAUAGUCUUCCAGGAAUCAGACAAACUUUUUAAUGUUUAUUUCAUUCUUGGCAAUUUUUUCUUAAAUGUAGGCUUUUUGGCCUAAUUUGGGAAACCUACUUUUCUUCUUAGAAUCUGAUUCUAAAUGGUUAUCAGUUUUACCAAACCCUCAAAGUCCAGAGCUAACUACUGUUUAAAUUACCAUUGACUGAAUUUUUUCAUUUUCUGUUUAGCCCAGUGUUAUCAAGGUAUGCAAGGGAAAUAAAAUAUGCCAACUUUUGUCAAAGCAUUUUAGGAUGUCAAAACCAUUUCGUGGCAGCUUUAGAAGGCUUUCCACAUUUCUUUGCUUAGCCAAGGGAGAGCCAGAACAGGUUUUGGUUUCAACAAAAAGUCAUAUGCUUGUACUGUUGCCAUUUUAGAAAACUCUUAUGUGAAUUCAAAUUAUACCUCUGUUACUUAAAGCCAACAAUUUUAAGGCAGUAGUUUUACUGGCCAUUUGAACUCUUUGUACAGUGUCAAUUUGUAAAAAAAAACAAAAACAAAAACAAAAAACUCAAAUAAAACAUGAGAUGACACUUAAAACUUCCAAAUCAGAGAAGCGCUUCAAAUUACUUUGUUUGGAUUAAUUUUUUAAAUGUUAAGCAUUUACUUGUUGCUUAGAUAUUUUGUUAAUUAUUUCUUCCAUGCUUGAGUUCUGUGCAGUAUUUUCCAUCAUGUCCAUUGACAGGACAGUGACAAAACUCAUAAAUAAAUACAAAAUUUAGAAGUGUUAACAUUAAUGCUCAAUAAACAAAUUCCCUGCAAUUGUUUUUUUUUUUUUAUUUCACUCUCUAUUUCAAGGACAUCCCUAGUGAAUUUUAUAAAAUUUUUAUUUAGAAGCUUGAGAUAUUCCUUAUUUUUCAUAGCAUAAGUCUUCUCACUUCUUUUUUUCCACAGAAAAGUACUGACUAUAUAAACAAGAUUAGAAUUAGAAAUUCAACCUUAGAAAAUCUUCUUUAAGAAGAAAAAAAGAUGUAUGAAGCAAUCAGCAUUCUUUGUAGUCUGACCAUAUUUUCAUAUAUUGCCAUCGCAAAAUGUAGCCCAAAAUGUAUAACUCAAAAGAGUUAACAAAUAGAAUGUUUUAUGUGCACAUAGUGAAAUUUUAAGUAGCGAUAAUAGAGCUUAGUAGCUUUUACGAACAUUUAAAUCAGAGGAACAUUUUUGCAGUAUUCCACAGUUCUCAUGAGCUAUACACAGUAUGUAAUUAGUCCAUUGAAACUGAAAAUAUGCUGUAAGUACAGCAGGUUGUUUUCUAAAGCUUCAGUAUAUUAUGUGAAAUUCAGAACACUAUUUUAAGAAGAAAGUCUGGCCUCUGUAAGCUAAGCUAUUACAAAGGACAGUCAAUCAGAAUUGAUGAAGAGUGUUAUGAAGAAUUGUUCAGUAACCACUGGAUGAUCAUCUGACUAUUCCAAGACAAUCUUUGAUCUCAUUUUGAGGAGGACCAUCAUGGUUGCUGGUCUUUAGUUUCUUUUGUUAUUAAAAAAAGUGUGCUAAAGUAGGUAAAUUUAAAGUAAGUUAAAAUUUUAGACAGGUUAAUUUAUUGUUAUAUAUUAAACCAUUUUCUUUCCUUUCACUUCUAAAUAUUUUACUUUGUGAAUACUAGCUCUCUGGCUCAGAGUGAAAUUACUUCAGUAAUAGAUUGAUUCCAAGUGGAGAAUUUAUUGGUUCCUUAAGAUGACUCUUCCUCAUGUGUGAUGGUGAAUAUUUAUAAGUAUCCAGGUAAAGAGAUACUGGUUCCUAAAAUGCCACAAACUCCUUUAAGUGGUCAUGCUGAUGUGGUAGUGGUGAAGGCAUUCUUGAACUGUGUGUGGGAGACAGCAAGUGUCACUCAGCAUGUUUUGCUGACUAAAAAGGCUUAUUCAUACCUGGGAGAUUAACAUGUUUUUAAUGCAAAACUAUUCUGCCACAUACCUUACUGAUUUCUUAGAAAUAUGAGAUGUUUUCCAGAACCAUAUAGAAUUUUCCAUCUUUUUGAUGAAGAAAGCAGUCUAUGAUGUCAUCAAAUUAUUUUAAUUAUAUUCAGUUCCUGUACUAUUUAUCGUUGCGUGAGAAGGCUUACCCUAUGAUACAGUAUGUACUUUGGAAGAAAAGAGCUGUCCAUGUUGUUAAAUUAAAUAAUUGUACAUGAAGUAAGCAAUAGUCAGCAAUUUUUAAAGAUUUAGUGCCUAAUAAAGAUAAUUAUAGCUACAUUUGUUUGACUUAAGUCCCAUGCACUAUGCUAAGUCCUUUACAUGUAUUACUUGAUUCCAAAGCAACCCUAGGAUUUGGGUACCAUUAUUCCCAUUUGACAGAUGAAGAAUCUAAGGUAUAAACAGGAAAAUAGAACCAUCAAGGUGUACAGGUGGUAAAAGCACAGAUCUAAAAUCUUAAGUCCUUCUCAUUCACUCUUAUGUUCCAUAUAUUAUUUUCUUUAUGUAACAUUAAAUAGAUCCUUUACUUUGUUUUAUGUGUUCAAUGUGUGGUCAUACUUUUUUGAGUUAGUUUUAAAAUUAUGUAAGUAGUCAAGAAAUUGUAAUUUGUUUGUACCCAAUAGAAAUAUGUCCAUCACAAAGUUCUCCUUAGUAAGUUUUAUACAAUUAUGAUAUUUUUCUUAAUAAUUUUCACAUUAGAAAGAGUCCAGGUGUCUUGUACCAUAUUUUGUAACACGGAACAAAAUGGCAAUUCUGUUUUAGAAGGUAUGAGAACUCAGUAUUGCCCUCUUCAGAAACAGACUACUUUAAAUGUCAUAAGCUUCCUAAUUCUGUUAGCUGUUUAGUGUGUUGGGAUUUUAUGAGUGGCUCAUCCUGUAUCAAAAAUGUAGGGCAAAAAGUAGUAAUAUAAUGCUACCAAUACUAUAUUAUCUGUAUUCAUUUAUAUAUAAUUGUAUGUCAAAAAUUGCCUUACCUAUUUAUUACUUUUUAUUCCUAUCACUGAUCAAUCUUUUCUCUUUGGAUAUUUCAUGGGGAAACAACCUGUAAAGUGUUUAGAGAAAACUGACACAAUAGAGAAUAAUAAUUUUACUUUAUGAAUUGCAGCAGCUAGGCUGAUAACCCUGGGCUUAACAAAAUUUAUAUUUGUAAACUUAGGCCCUGUAUAUUUUAUCAAUGUUAUUUAAUAGGUACCAGUAAACUUCAGUUCUUAAGAUUGAAUGUCUAUUUGGGGCUGGGGGGAGAAAGUAAUUAAACAUACUUGUUCAUUUGCUAAGUGGUUUAGAAGGUUGCAGUCUGUCUCACCAUACAAAGCCAAUUUAAAUAGGAAUAUAUCAUACUCCAAAUAGCAAACAACCUCUGAGGAAAGUCAUUUAUUCAGAAGGCACAGAUUUAUGCUAGACAGCAGUGAUGCAUUACAAAUAUAUAAUUAUUUGUACUAAUAUUUGAGCAGGUGGAAUGGAUUAGAACAUGGUCAACAUUAUGCUGCUGAUAACAUGUAUUUUUCUAUAUUAAUAUGUACUGUGCAACAUGUAUUAAAAUUGUCAAUAAUU
Molecule: messenger RNA, 6963 nt
Organism: Chinchilla lanigera (long-tailed chinchilla)
Lineage: Eukaryota; Metazoa; Chordata; Mammalia; Rodentia; Chinchillidae
Gene: Exoc5
Product: exocyst complex component 5
Exons: 18
Coding region: 290-2251 (653 amino acids)
Biological process (GO): Golgi to plasma membrane transport; exocytosis
Cellular component (GO): cytoplasm; exocyst
Source: RefSeq, a predicted model, not a curated record